AUGCUUUUCAUUAGUCGGCUUCUCUGGGGCUUCUCUGGUGCGCAACUAUGCAAAUUCCUCACACCGCCCAACUUCCGCCCUUCCCUAUCUCACCAAAAGAGUAAACGAACUUCCGCGACCGCCUUAGAGCCCGGGCGCAUCCAGGGCUACAGUCAGCGAGGGGCAUUCACAAUGGCUAUCACUCGGAGGAGAGAUAAAACCGCAAAGGCGCAAGAUGGAGGCAAGGGCGCAGCUUCUGGGGGGAAGCCGAAUAUUAAGAAGGCCGCUUUCGAUACCACGAAGAAAAAGGAGAUAGGGGUUUCUGAUCUUACUCUGAUUAGCAAGGUCACUCCUGAAGCGAUCAAUGAUAAUUUGAAGAAGCGCUUUGAGGCGGGAGAGAUAUACACAUAUAUUGGCCAUGUGCUCGUUUCUGUCAAUCCGUUCCGGGAUCUGGGAAUCUACACGGAACAGGUGCUGGAUGGCUACAAAGGCAAGAAUCGGUUGGAAAUGCCGCCUCACGUUUUUGCGGUCGCCGAGUCCGCAUACUACAAUAUGAAUGCCUAUAAGGAGAACCAAUGUGUUAUUAUUUCUGGGGAAUCUGGUGCCGGAAAGACGGAGGCAGCAAAGCGAUUGAUGCAAUACAUUGCCAGCGUGUCAGGAGGUGGGAACUCUUCGAUUCAGGAGACGAAGGAUAUGGUGCUUGCGACAAAUCCGCUUUUGGAAUCAUUCGGAAAUGCGAAGACACUUCGGAACAACAAUUCGUCUCGUUUCGGAAAGUAUCUUCAAUUACAGUUCAACGCUCAGGGAGAACCGGUCGGAGCUGAUAUUACCAACUACCUUUUGGAAAAGACACGAGUAACGGGACAGAUUGUUAAUGAGCGGAAUUUCCAUAUCUUUUACCAAUUUACGAAAGGAGCAUCCCAGACGUAUCGAACAAAUCUGGGAAUCCAAACGCCAGAUACGUACCUGUACACAAGCCGGUCGAAAUGUUUGGAUGUGGAGGGAAUUGAUGACUUGGCAGAGUACCAAGAUACACUCAAUGCGAUGAAGACUAUCGGUCUGACUCAACCAGAGCAAGAUGAAAUAUUCAGGAUGUUGGCUGCUGUUUUGUGGAUCGGAAACAUUCAAUUUCAGGAGGAUAAAGAUGGAUAUGCCCAAGUUACGGAUCAAUCGGUGGUUGAUUUUGUUGCUUAUCUUUUGGAGGUUGAUCCCCAGGAGGUAAUAAAAGCCAUUACUAUUCGGAUCCUUACACCGAGAAGUGGUGAAAUUAUCGAGUCUCUCGCAAACCCCUCUCAGGCUUUGGCAACACGAGAUGGUCUUGCGAAAGCAAUCUACAACAGCCUUUUCGACUGGAUCGUAGAACGCAUUAACCGCUCACUGAAGGCUCGUGGGACUACAGCACACUCAAUAGGCAUUCUUGAUAUCUAUGGGUUCGAAAUUUUCGAAAAGAACAGUUUCGAACAGCUGUGUAUUAAUUACGUCAAUGAGAAACUUCAGCAGAUUUUCAUCCAAUUGACAUUGAAGGCGGAGCAAGAGGAGUAUGCACGGGAACAGAUUCAGUGGACACCUAUCAAGUACUUCGACAACAAAAUCGUUUGCGAUCUCAUUGAAUCCGUGCGCCCUCCAGGAGUGUUCUCGGUAAUGAAAGAUGCGACUAAAACAGCAAACGCAGACCCAGCAGCCUGCGAUCGGACGUUCAUGACCGCAAUUAACAGCAUGUCAAAUCCUCACUUGACCCCUCGUCAAGGCAAUUUUAUCAUUAAGCAUUAUGCUGGUGAUGUUAGUUAUUCUGUAGAUGGAAUCACCGACAAGAAUAAGGAUCAACUUCUCAAAGGUAUCCUGAAUUUGUUUGGCAGGAGUAGUAAUAAGUUUGUCCACGACUUAUUCCCACACGAGGUGGAUCAGGACAAUAGGAAACAGCCGCCUUCAGCUGGUGACAAGAUCAAGACAUCUGCGAACGAGCUAGUCUCAACUCUGAUGAAGGCACAACCAUCUUACAUUCGAACAAUCAAACCGAACGAAAACAAAUCGUGGUCCGAGUAUAAUGUCCCGAAUGUUAUGCAUCAGAUCAAGUAUCUUGGUCUGCAGGAGAACGUCCGUAUCCGUCGAGCAGGAUUUGCUUACCGCCAAACUUUUGACAAAUUUGUGGAAAGAUUCUACCUCUUAUCGCCGCAAACUUCUUAUGCUGGAGACUACACCUGGACCGGAGACUCAAAGUCUGGUGCCAAGCAAAUUUUGAAGGAUACCAGUAUUCCAGCAGAGGAAUUCCAAAUGGGUGUGACCAAGGCGUUCAUUAAAGCGCCAGAAACGCUGUUUGCGCUGGAGCACAUGCGAGAUCGAUAUUGGCAUAACAUGGCAAUUCGUAUCCAGAGAGUGUGGCGCGCGUUCUUACGUAUUCGGAUUGAGGCGGCCACCAGGAUUCAGAGAGUCUGGAGGAAGAAGAGAAUUGGUGCAGAAUUUCUCUUGCUCAGAGAACGUGGCCACAAGGUUCUUCAAGGUCGAAAGGAGAGACGAAGAUUCAGUCUUCUCGGCUCCCGUCGUUUUAUGGGUGACUACCUAGGGGUCAAUGCCUCUGCUGGGCAAGGAUCGCGAAUUCGCAAUGCCGCUAACCUCCCUUCGAAUGAGCAGGCAAUUUUCUCAUGUCGAGGGGAGCUUUUGGAAACCAAAUUUGGCCGUUCGAGUAAGCUAAGCCCUCGCAUAUUAGUCCUUACAAGAGCCAAGUUUUACAUUAUCGCUCAGCAUCUUGUGAACAAGCAAGUGCAGGUAGCUAUCGAACGAGCCGUGCCUCUUGGGGCUAUCAAAUUCGUCAGUGUGUCUACCUGUAGAGACGAUUGGUUCUCAUUGGGCAUUAGUUCUCCGCAAGAAGCUGAUCCUCUUUUAACCUGUGUCUUGAAAACCGAACUCUUCACACACAUGCAGAGCGUGAUGCCUGGUGGAGGGUUUACGUUAAAGAUUUCUGAUGCGAUUGAGUAUGCGAAAAAGCCCAACAAGAUGCAGUUGGUAAAGGUCAUAAAAGAUUCAACUAUGAGAGAAGACUUUUACAAGUCCGGUGCUGUUCAUACGACCCAAGGGGAACCACCAAACUCUGUAUCAAGGCCAUUACCUAAGGGUAAACCAAUACCUGCGAAGCCCUUCACGAAAGGAAGGCUCAUUAAGCCAGGAGGACCAGGAGGACGUCCCUCGAAACAUACCAACACUACUAGAAACACAAAACCUGUUGCUCAACCGACGCAAUCAUACGGUACUCCUUCAGUUGCAAGAAAUGUUCCGCCUGCUCCUCAACCGGCACAGUCUUACGGAACACCUGCAGCUGGACGAAGCGUUCCUCAAGCAGCAACAGCGAACAUCCCUAUGCAUACAAGAAAUACUUCAUCCGUUUCAUCUGGCCGAUCCGUACCUCCUCCUCCACCCCCUGCUCCACCGGCCACUGCCAAAGCUGCUCCAACUCAGCCCCAAUAUAAGGUUCUUUACGAGUUUGCCGGGCAGAGUGAGAACGAGAUCACAAUCAGACCAGGCGAUAUGGUCACUGUCCAGAAAAAAGAGACCAAUGGCUGGUGGCUUGUCAAAACACCUGCAGGAGAAGGCUGGGCACCAUCAGCAUAUCUCGAAGAAGUAGCACCACCUCCCCCACCUCCUACCAUCCGACCAACUCCUCCUCCACCACCUCCACCAGCGGCAAAGACAAACGGUGCAAACGGUGUUCGUGGCAAACCAACACCACCAGCACCCCCCGCCAAGCGUCCAGCUGCCGGACGUAAACCAGCACCACCGCCGGCACCGAGAGAUUCGGGGAUGAGUCUCAAUGCGAGCGGUACUGAUAGUGGGAGGAGCACUCCUACACCUAGUCUCGCGGGUGGUUUGGCUGAGGCAUUAAGAGCGAGACAGAGCGCAAUGCAGAAGGGCAAGGACGAUGAUGAUGAUUGGUAG
Molecule: messenger RNA, 3906 nt
Organism: Glarea lozoyensis ATCC 20868
Lineage: Eukaryota; Fungi; Ascomycota; Leotiomycetes; Helotiales; Helotiaceae
Product: P-loop containing nucleoside triphosphate hydrolase
Exons: 7
Coding region: 1-3906 (1301 amino acids)
Biological process (GO): endocytosis; actin filament organization; vesicle transport along actin filament
Cellular component (GO): vesicle; cytoplasm; actin cortical patch
Molecular function (GO): actin filament binding; microfilament motor activity; ATP binding
Source: RefSeq, a predicted model, not a curated record